GUUUUUAUUUAGUAAGUUCUUGUGAGUGCACUCAAGAGUGUGCUGCUCAUUUUAUUUCCCCACAUCAGCAGUGUUUAACUGUCCUGCGGGUCUAGCCUCAGCAUUCGACUCGAGCAGAGUGCACCCAGAGCCUCCGGGUCACCUGCAUCCCACAUACCUAGUCAAAAAGCAAAAUCUUAUUAUUAUUAUUUUUUUUUAUUCAACAAGGUUAAGACCCCUUUACCCUCAAACUAGCUUUUAUUUAUUUAUUUUUUUUGUCCAUUUGAAUGACUAGGUUACAGACACUCCCAUUCUGUCCUCCUCUUCUUUUUUUCCUCUCUCACUCCAAUGCUUCUUUCAGUCUAAAACACUGCUUCAUCCUGGCCCAGCCAGUCCCCACUUGCCCACAUACAAAGGAAGAAAGGCUGGGCUCUUCUGUCUCUCACCAAACGGGGGUCUUAAAACACAUGCUGCAGUUUGGCAUGCCUUUCUUCCCUGUAGUCUCUUGGAGGGAUUUCGCUGGCUCGGUCUUGGAGAAAUAAAUGGACUGAUGAAGACAGUGGUCUUUGCUGUGCAAAAAAUAAGAUGGCUUCUAACCCUAACCAUGCACCUUCUGGUCAUUUGCCUUAUUAGAAGCAACUGAUUCCCUUUAAAAGUUAAAAAGUCAUGGCCCUUUGGCUGUGAGUUUGGAUUUACUUUCCCAGCAUUACAAUGCCCGUAAAAAAUUUAGCCUUUGAGGCAGUGUGGCUAUUUGAGUUUUCAGUGGGUCCUUGGGAGUUUGUCUUGAUGUUAUAGAGAGAGUUCUCUUCCUGUUGGUUAGAAGCCCUCUUAUUUGGUGCCUCAGGGGGGCGGGGUGGGGAAGAGUACGAGGGGCCGGCGGCCCCCCACCAACUCUGUCGCUCCUAACCCCCGCGCGCUCGCUUAGGGCCUGUGGAUUGUGUGCGCGUCGAACUGUCUGCCUGACCCCUCAGUCAAGCCAACAGAUGCUUUGUAAGGGCUCCAUAGUGCACUCGAGUAGAGCCUGUAUCAUUUUGACCUUUCGUGUUCCCCCCCCAGUUCAACUUCUCAUCCGCCUGUCUUUAGGGCUUACAAGGGUUCGGGAGGGUUUGUGUUUUUCCAACACUGUGUGUCAGCCCUGGGCUGUGCCAGGCAGACAGAUCGCUUUAUGCACUCCACUGCACGCGUCAGACGCCAUGAUAGAAAGAGAGAAUUAUACUCGCGCGACACAAGCGAUGACCUCUUUAUUUCAGAGCUGUGGAGGCUUCUAGAUGAUUAUGAAGUCUUUAAACCCCAGGCUUUUUUUCCAUAUCCAUUGGCCAGGACUCAAGAUGGCAGGACAGGAUAAAGCAAACGAGGUAUAAACCAUCUAAACAAAGACCAAAAGAAUCAUCAAUUACAUUUCUUCCCCCUUGUAUGUUAUGAUUAUUAAUAAUAUUCCCAGAGCAAAUGUGAUCAGUUCAUUUGGGUAAGAUCAAGCCAGUUGGCCUCCCUCCUUUAUCUAUAAUUGAAAAUGUGACCCAGUAUUGAAAAGUUUGAACUUGUUAAUAUCAUCUCAGAGCCUUUCUUCAAUCUCGACCCCUCGUGAACAUACUCUGGUUUUUGAAAGCGUACAAUCCUUUCAUUGCAUGGGUUUAAACUGAUGUUAGGUCAUUUUGUAUUUAUUUCCCCUUUUUGGUUUUUGGUUUCAUUUUACUUGUUUUGCUUUGUCAAUACAAGUUUUGAUAUCCAUAUGAAAUGUCUUGAUUGCAAACUUUUACUAACGUUCUUGUUUUCUUAUUUUGUCUCUUUUGGUUUUUCCACAACUGAUAUUGUUAUUGAGAAGGUUUCAGGUGGGUGACAGUGUUCCUGCGUAGGUGCGGUCCGGUGGACAGGAACACUAGGGCAGCAUCAGUCUUCUCCUCUUCCAGCUGCGGCCGCCCCCCCAGACAAAGUCCAAAAAUAUGGCUUGUUACCUGAAAGCAAUUGAAACUCAGCCAAACUUUGCCGUGGCCUGGAGUAACCUGGGCUGCGUGUUCAAUGCUCAGGGGGAGAUCUGGCUGGCCAUACAUCAUUUUGAGAAGGCAGUGACACUGGACCCAAACUUUUUGGAUGCUUACAUCAACUUGGGCAAUGUUCUGAAAGAGGCUCGUAUCUUUGACAGAGCGGUUGCUGGUUAUCUGCGUGCCCUAAGCUUGAGCCCUAACCAUGCUGUGGUCCAUGGAAACCUGGCGUGUGUGUACUAUGAGCAGGGAUUGAUUGACCUGGCCAUUGACACCUACCGUCGUGCCAUCGAGCUGCAGCCACACUUUCCUGAUGCAUACUGCAAUCUUGCUAAUGCUCUGAAGGAGAAGGGCAGUACCGCUGCUCGAGUUGAACGUGACGCGUCCGGAGUGUGUGUGAAACCGGUUUCUGAAGCUGAGGAGUGUUACAACACUGCGCUGCGUCUGUGCCCGACUCACGCCGACUCCCUAAACAAUCUGGCCAACAUCAAGCGCGAGCAGGGCAACAUUGAGGAGGCUGUGCAGCUCUACAGGAAAGCACUGGAGGUAUUCCCUGAAUUUGCUGCUGCCCAUUCAAACCUUGCCAGUGUCCUGCAGCAGCAGGGGAAACUUCAGGAAGCGCUCAUGCACUAUAAGGAGGCAAUCAGAAUCAGCCCCACAUUUGCUGAUGCUUACUCUAACAUGGGCAACACUCUGAAAGAGAUGCAGGAUGUUCAGGGAGCGCUGCAGUGCUACACUCGAGCCAUUCAGAUCAACCCCGCUUUUGCAGAUGCUCACAGUAACUUGGCUUCGAUACACAAGGAUUCUGGGAACAUUCCUGAAGCGAUUGCAUCUUACCGCACCGCCCUGAAGCUCAAGCCUGACUUCCCUGAUGCUUACUGUAACCUGGCUCACUGUCUGCAGAUUGUUUGUGACUGGACUGACUACGAUGAGCGCAUGAAGAAGCUGGUGAGCAUUGUGGCUGAUCAGCUGGAGAAGAACCGCCUGCCAUCCGUGCAUCCCCAUCACAGCAUGCUCUAUCCCCUCUCUCACGGUUUCCGCAAAGCGAUUGCAGAGAGACAUGGCAACUUGUGUCUGGAUAAGAUCAAUGCUCUUCAUAAGCCUGCCUUUGAGCAUCCAAAGGACUUGAAGGCCAGUGGAGGCCGUUUGCGUGUGGGUUACAUUAGCUCUGAUUUUGGCAACCAUCCCACGUCCCACCUGAUGCAGUCCAUCCCUGGCAUGCACAACUCUGAGAAGUUCGAGGUGUUUUGCUACGCUCUGAGCCCUGAUGACAGCACCAACUUCAGAGUUAAAGUCAUGGCGGAGGCUAAUCACUUCAUUGACCUCUCACAGAUCCCCUGCAAUGGAAAAGCAGCAGACAGGAUCCAGCAAGAUGGAGUCCACAUCCUGGUCAACAUGAAUGGCUAUACUAAAGGAGCACGCAAUGAGCUGUUCGCCUUGCGCCCUGCACCCAUUCAGGCCAUGUGGCUUGGAUACCCAGGCACCAGUGGAGCACCGUUCAUGGACUACAUCAUCACUGAUAAAGAGACGUCUCCUUUUGAGGUCGCAGAGCAGUACUCUGAGAAACUGGCCUACAUGCCGAACACUUUCUUCAUUGGAGAUCAUGCCAACAUGUUCCCUCACCUCAAGAAAAAAGCGGUGAUAGACUUCAAGUCAAAUGGCCAUAUUUUCGACAACCGCAUUGUACUGAAUGGCAUCGAUCUGAAAGCCUUCCUGGAAAGCCUGCCGGAUAUCAAAAUUGUGAAGAUGGAAUGUGAUGGUCAAGAGUCAGCUGACAUGCCCAUCAUCCCCAUGAACACGGCCGCUGAGGCCAUCAUUAACAUGAUCAACCAGGGCCAGAUCCAGGUCACCAUCAACGGCUUCACGGUCAGCAACGGCCUGGCCACAACUCAGAUGUUUACAGUGGAGGAGGUUAUAGUAUCUGGGACUGUAGCCUUGCAGAUCAACAACAAGGCCGCAACAGGAGAAGAAGUUCCCAGAACAAUCGUGGUGACCACCCGCUCGCAGUAUGGUCUCCCUGAAGACUCGAUUGUGUAUUGCAACUUCAACCAGCUCUAUAAGAUUGACCCUCCCACCCUGCAGAUGUGGGCCAAUAUCCUGAAGCGUGUGCCCAACAGUGUGCUUUGGCUGCUGCGCUUCCCAGCCGUGGGUGAGCCCAAUAUCCAACAGUACGCUCAGAACCUGGGCCUGCCUGCCUCCCGCAUCAUCUUCUCCCCCGUGGCUCCUAAAGAGGAGCAUGUGAGACGUGGACAGCUGGCUGAUGUGUGCCUGGACACGCCGCUCUGUAACGGACACACCACAGGCAUGGAUGUGCUGUGGGCUGGUACCCCCAUGGUUACUAUGCCAGGAGAGACGCUGGCUUCUCGUGUGGCUGCCUCUCAGCUCACAUGUCUUGGCUGUCCUGAGCUCAUCGCCCAGAGUCGUCAGGAGUAUGAAGAUGUGGCUGUGAAGCUGGGAACUGAGAUGGAAUUCCUGAAGAAGGUCCGCGCCCGCGUGUGGAAGCAGCGCAUCUGCAGCCCGCUAUUCAACACCAAACAGUACACCAUGGACCUGGAGAGACUCUACCUGCAGAUGUGGGAGCAUUACUCCGCUGGAGGAAAGCCUGACCACAUGGUCAAAAUGCAGUCUCUGGAGAGCAGCGAGAGCACCUAAGCUAAGCUUGUCCUUGCAUGUCCCCCCGACCCCCCCCAUGUCCUCCAGUAUGUGACUGUCACAGACUCUAUGGGUGAGCACCGUGACUAUGAUCAUGAGCCAGAGUGGACAGCAGGAUGCACAAAGCUGCUCCACUGGGACUCCUCCCCCUUUUCCAUUGAUGUUGGUUGGCUCCACUUUCGUUGUUUAUUGAUCUGCUUCUAAGGGACUUUUCUGUGAUUGAAGUGGAUUUUAUGGGGAAAAGUGAAGGAGCAGUCUUAAGAUAAUUCAGAAAAUAUAAAUGUUAUCACGCAUAGGGGCUUUUUUUUGUUGUUGGGUUAUGUGCUUCUUGACCUAUUUUAGCUUUAUCAUCAUGAUUUCAAUCUGGGUGAUGGAUACACAGCUCAGAUCACCCAUCUUUUCCAAAUCUGAAUGCCAACAUUUCCGUAUGCUAACAAUGAGUGAAAAUUCCUCUCUUUUAAAAACAUGCUAUGUGAACGUGCUGAGCAGAGGAGUGUCUUAUGACACCAUUACAGAAGGCUUCCAAAUGGCCUUUUUUAUGAUUUUUACCAGGAAAGGUCUAGGUAAGUAUGCUAAGCUGUUUUGGUUUUGUGCACUGUCUUCCUAUUCACUCUUUUUAUUUAUACACUGUCAGUGUCAUUUCUGUAAGGCUCUUUACAUGAACUGAAAUAAAGAGAUGUGGCAAACCAUAAAGAGA
Messenger RNA from Carassius auratus (goldfish), 5307 nucleotides. Its product is annotated as UDP-N-acetylglucosamine--peptide N-acetylglucosaminyltransferase 110 kDa subunit. The transcript has 21 exons. The record is from RefSeq and is a predicted model, not a curated record. The coding region runs from base 1920 to 4610 and encodes 896 amino acids. Gene Ontology annotation, molecular function: protein binding; protein O-acetylglucosaminyltransferase activity. NCBI's taxonomy places the organism in Eukaryota, Metazoa, Chordata, Actinopteri, Cypriniformes, Cyprinidae. Gene Ontology annotation, biological process: protein O-linked glycosylation.